ACGGCGACACGCCGAGUUUGUUGAAUUUUCUUUCGGUUCUAGAACAAAAAAUCAAGUUUGGUGUGUUAUUUUGGCUUUUGCUAGGAAUUUUUCAAUAUUUUAUACGCGAAAAAAUAUCCGAACUACCGCCAUGCCGGAACAGCAGAUUCCGGCCGAGGACCGACCAUCGUCGAGUUCGUCGUCGGAACCCGCCGGCGGCUCGCUGGGGCAUUCCCCCGAAGAACUGCGCGGUGAGGCUAACGGCAAUGAGUUCGUCGCCAUCCGAAAUCUGAUCAACAGUAAUCGAUCCACGACCCGACACCGGCCACGUCCGCCCGUACCCCGGUUGCCAUUCGAGUCCUUUAUCCCGGCCCCGAUGCGCUACUAUCCGAUUGUAAUUCCGGCUGAACCGACCAUCGAGGAUUUGCUGCGCCAAGCGGCGGGAUCCACCGAACUUCAUCGAGUAACGGAAAUCAAGCUGAAGGUCAUCUCGCACCUGACCAGCCUGCAGCGAAUUCCGUGCUUUAUACCGAACCUGCGCUCGCUGACUCUGGAGGGAAGCAUCGUGAUGACCUUGAGGGAUUUGGGUUGCGACAUGACGUCGUUGGUUUAUCUGAACGUGAGUCGGUGCAGCUUGAAGAACCUGGACGGAACCAGCGGGCUGGAGACGCUGGAAGAGCUGGUCGCCGAUCACAACCAGAUCGAGGAGGUCGGACCGUGCACAAAUCUGGUGCAGAUCAAGAAGAUCAGCUUGAAGAGCAAUCGCAUCACCGAUCUUGGAAGCAUCACAUUUCUUGCGCUAUGCGAAAAGCUAGAACAUCUGGAUCUACGCGAGAACUUUGUCUCCGAGAACCCCUCCUUCCGGCACAUGCUUAAGGAGAACAUUCCACAGCUGCGAUCGCUUAACGAAAUUCCGUUUUCGGAUGCGGCCCACGAAGAUCACACCGACAUGUCCAGUUCGGAGUACCAAUCGAGUUCGUCAAGCAUUGAAGGUGGUCCGCACACCAACCGUUGGGAGGUUGGAGGUAUUGGCGAUGGGGCCUGGAACGAGCGUCAACAGCGGGAGGUGCUGCAGCCAUUCAGACCUACCAGCAGUCACCAAGAGCGGACCGUAACGCUAGAACUGCUGGACGACGCACGACCAGCUACCGCGGGUAAUUGAAGAUACCUCUCUCAAGACCUUCAAGAAACCUCAAGAUCCCAUUUUUUUUCUCUUGUUACACUUACCACAAACAGAUGCAACGAAAAUAAAGCACCAACUCACAUCCGGA
Culex pipiens pallens (northern house mosquito) is the source of this 1250-nucleotide messenger RNA. RefSeq names its product leucine-rich repeat-containing protein 56. Bases 131 to 1141 code for a protein of 336 amino acids. The record is from RefSeq and is a predicted model, not a curated record. The transcript is spliced from 3 exons. NCBI's taxonomy places the organism in Eukaryota, Metazoa, Arthropoda, Insecta, Diptera, Culicidae.